Molecule: messenger RNA, 1488 nt
Organism: Exophiala aquamarina CBS 119918
Lineage: Eukaryota; Fungi; Ascomycota; Eurotiomycetes; Chaetothyriales; Herpotrichiellaceae
Exons: 1
Coding region: 1-1488 (495 amino acids)
Molecular function (GO): heme binding; monooxygenase activity; oxidoreductase activity, acting on paired donors, with incorporation or reduction of molecular oxygen
Source: RefSeq, a predicted model, not a curated record
AUGGCAGCGCUCCAGCUCCUCUGCUCCGCCACCACAUUUCCCAUUCUCGCAUUAAUGUUCCUUCUUUUCCGUUGCAUCUACCGACUCUCCCCCCUCCAUCGCCUCUACCAUAUUCCAGGUCCAAUCCGCGCCCGUCUCACUUCGCUCUGGCUGACCUAUCACUCCUGGGCUGGCGACGAAGCUUCCACCGUACACUCUCUCCACCUCACCUACGGCCCUAUAGUUGUGGUUGGCCCAAACGCAGUCGACAUCGCCGAUGGUGCCGCACUGUCCGAUAUCUACGUUGAAAAAGGCGGAUUCCGCAAACCAGAAUACUACCUGAACUUUACGGUCGAUGGCUACCGGACCAUUUUCUCCGAAGUUGAUUCUGCGGCACGGGCCUCCAGGGCGAAGGCUGUCUUACCGGUUUUCGGUCCGCUGCGAUUGAGGCAGGGAAGAGAAGCAGUGUACGCAUGUGUGCAGAAGUGGAUUGACAUCAUCGGGAUGGAAGCCAAAGUUGGGCGGCCGGUGGACGUGUUGGGAUUGUCACGCAGUUUCGCGAUUGACGCAGCCAGUGAGUAUUUGUUCGGGCAUUCGUACGGUGCAUUGGACAUUGAUCGAAGGAUGGUGGCCAAGAAGGCGAGAGGAGAGGAAAGAGGCCGCGCUGAUGGGAUGAUCGACGCGUUCGAUGCAGUCGGGCGGUACUGGUAUUUACCGCCGUGGGCUUAUGGCUGGGUGGACUGGGUCAGGAUCACCUUCUUCGCGAAUGCUGCUCUUCGGAAGACUUUUCUAGUGAUGGACGCUUACGUCAACCAAGCAGUCGAGGGUGCGGCGAAUGCGGAGAAGAGCUCCCUAGCUGGUAGAUUCCAGGGCCGGCUCCUUUCUGCUGGUAUCACUGUGGGUGAAACGAAGGCGCAGUGCAAAGAUGCCCUACUUGCUGGUGUGGACACCACAGGUUACAACCUUGCACACAUCAUAUUCCAGCUGGCGAAGCAUCCCGAGAUAUAUCAAGCUCUCAGAAAGGAGAUACAGGACAGCAUUCCUACAGAUGAUCAGGUCCAGUGCCUUCCUUACCUUCGAGGUGUGGUACAGGAAGGACUUCGAAUCAGCACCGCCAACCCAACACGGAUCCCUCGCGUUGUCCCCCGGUGUGGUUGGCACUUUAGAGACACAUUCUUUCCCUCCGGGGUAGAAGUUUCCUGCUCCUCAUAUGAGCUGCAUCAUAACCCUGCGGUCUUCGACUGUCCUCAAGAAUUUCGACCGGAAAGGUGGCUCAAGGCGAGUAGAGAGAUGGAUCGAGACUACAUCCCCUUCGGGGUGGGUUUUCGACGGUGCAUUGCGAUGAAUCUGGCGUUGGUGGAGUUAUAUUGUGCCAUUCACAAGUUGGUGGAGUAUGAUUUGCUCUCGGACGCACAGCCAUGUGAAGACGGCAUCGAGCUGAAAGAAUGGUUCAAUAGUAAAGUGGUGGGUGGAACCAUCGAUUUGAAGUGGGAGUCUGGACAUGAGUGA